UUAUUUAAAUUGUAUGCAGUUAUUUGUUAUAAAAUUUCUGUAUAAUGUUGUAAAUAUAAUUUUAAUUCACUCCAUAAUUAUCGGAUUUUUGUAAUAUGUACCUAUUUUUUGUUGUACAUUUAAUGUGUUUAAAACUUAUUCAUAGUUUAUUAUUACUGCAAUAAUCUUAUUAAAGUACUAAAAUUAUUUAUUGUAUAUGUUGUUAUACCUUAAAUUGCAACAAUCCAUUGUUCAAAUUUCUAUUGUAGAAGAUAUAAAUUAUAAAAUAACGAACAUUAUCUAUAAAGAACACAAAGAGAAGUUCUUGAUCUUUUUCAAGUUUAAAGGAAAAUAACUAAAAAUGUCUCUUUAUUCAGAUAUGUCUGCUGCUCUAUCUAUAUUGACAGAAAUAAAAUCUUUAGUGAAUGAAUCAGGAAAUGAAAAGUUAAAAGCUAAUACCAAUAAUGAUUUACAACUUCUAAUUUCAGUAUUUCAAAAUCCAAUAAUUAAAACUAUUGCUUCUGUUCAAGAUUCUGUAGCAGAACUCAGUUGUCAACUUCAAGAACAUCCAUCCUUAUUACCAAUUGAUUUUGAUAUAUCACCUGUUACUGGUCAGUUAGUAUUAAGUUUACCAUCAGAAUCUACUUUAUAUAAUAGUGUUCCAGAAGAUUUAGAUCAACGUGUCCCCAAGUUGUCUAAUAGUUCAUCAACUGAAAGUUCUUCAACUACUUCUAAGGAGAGUAAAUCAUUUAUCAAAGAUAUAUCUACCAAUUUAGUACCAAUCACUACACAAUCUUAUGCAUUAGAAUUUCAAAAAGCAGUCGAAGAAGCAUCAAAGGGACGUAAAAUACAUAAUGUUCAGCUUUUUAAACCAGAAGGUUGCAGUUUGGGAUUUAGUGUUGUGGGAUUAAGAAGUGAAGAAAAAGGUGAACUAGGAAUUUUUGUCCAAGAAAUUCAACAAAAUGGAAUUGCUGCACGGGAGGGAGGACUUCAUGAAGGUGACCAAAUUAUUGCUAUCGAUGGCCAACCAUUGGACACUAAUGUGUCUCACCAACAAGCUAUUGGAAUACUGCAACAAGCCCGUGGGCUUGUUCAGUUGGUCGUAGCGCGUCCUCUGACUCCACCUCCAAUACCAUCCUCUCAACCAUCUACUAAUAUGUUAAACACUGAAUGGGCACAAGUUGAAGUUAUUGAGCUUCUUAAUGAUGGCUCAGGAUUAGGAUUUGGUAUAAUUGGUGGUAGAAGCACUGGCGUUGUUGUAAAGACAAUUCUUCCUGGUGGAGUAGCUGAUAGAGAUGGAAGACUACAAAGUGGUGAUCAUAUAUUGCAAAUUGGAGAAGUUAAUCUCAGAGGAAUGGGAAGUGAACAGGUUGCUGCUGUACUCAGACAAUCAGGCAGUCAAGUUCGUUUAGUUGUUGCACGACCAAUAGAAUCUAGUGCUAUUGAUAUUAUUCAAAAUUUAAGCUGUUCAGCUCCUAUAGUACCAACUAAAAUGUUAGGAGACGCUGAAGAACUUGAUCGUCAUUUAGUACAACAUGGUUACCCUGAAGUUGCAACUUAUACUCAAGAUUAUUUUUUUCAAAAUAUUCCAAAUGAAAAUAAUUUGUUGAUUAAUGAUAUACCAAGUUCAUUACCUAUUCUAACUAUGGAUAUGGUACCUCCUGAUAGCAUUACAACACUACCAGAAACGGAUUCAUUUACAGUUCAGUUGAAAAAAGACUCUCAUGGAUUAGGUAUAACUAUUGCAGGUUAUGUUUGUGAAAAAGAGGAGCUAUCAGGAAUAUUUGUUAAAAGUAUAAGUGAAGGAAGUGCUGCUGAUUUAUGUAAAAAAAUUCAAGUUAAUGAUCGUAUAGUUGAGGUUGAUGGGACUUCGUUACAAGGAUUUACCAAUCAUGAAGCAGUUGAAGUUUUAAGGUCUACAGGUCAAGUAGUAUCAUUACGUUUAGAACGUUAUUUAAGAGGUCCUAAAUUUGAACAAUUGCAAGUGGCAAUUGCUGCGUCAGAAAUGAAACCUAACACAAAUAGUACAACUGCAUCACCAUCAUUAAUGUCUUUACCUAGAUUUCCCAUUACUGAUGGUGAUAGUACAGCAGAAAUUGAAGUAGAAAGUGAAUCAGGUGCUACAUUAGAGGCUGAUAUAUUAGAUGGGGUUGAGGAUGAAACGGCUGAAGAAAUAAAUUUUGCUGAUAGUCAAACAUGUGAAGGAGGACUAAAACCUGAAACUAUGAAAAAUAUAAAAAAUAAAUGGAAUGAAAUUGUUGGAAACAAUGUAGAAAUAGUUAUUGGUCAACUAAAAAAGUUUAGUGAAGGUGGCGGUUUGGGUAUUAGUCUGGAAGGUACAGUAGAUGUAGAAAAUGGCAUGGAAGUCAGGCCACAUCAUUACAUUCGUUCAGUAUUGCCAGAAGGACCUGUUGGAAAAAAUGGGUGUCUUCGAUCUGGUGAUGAGUUACUAGAAGUUAAUGGACAUCGUUUACUGGGAAGAAACCAUAUGGAAGUUGUGGCAAUUUUAAAGGAGUUGCCAAUGAAUGUUAGAAUGAUAUGUGCUAGACGUUCAGAUGAACAACAGUUACCACACCAUUAUUUGACUGAUAUUUCUGAAGACCGUGCUGCUUUUGCUGCUAAAAAUGCUUUGGGAGGAAGUCUUCAAAACUUAAUGCCUGCCACAGAUAGAUUAGUAAAAGCUAAAUCUGAUGGGUCAUUAGCUAGUACUGGAACAGCAGGAUGUUCAGAAUCAAGCAGGCUUAGAUCUCGAUCUCUUGAACCUCUAACUGGACUUGCUAUGUGGUCAUCACAACCUCAACUUAUUGAGCUUAUGAAAGGAGAACGUGGUCUUGGCUUUUCAAUUUUAGAUUAUCAAGAUCCUAUGAAUCCAAGUGAAACUGUUAUUGUUAUUCGUUCUUUGGUACCUGGAGGCGUGGCCCAAAAUGAUGGUCGUUUAAUUCCUGGAGAUCGUCUUUUACGAGUAAAUGACAUAUGUUUGGAAAAUGCAUCUUUAGAUCAAGCUGUUCAAGCAUUGAAAGGUGCCCCCAAAGGUGUUGUACAAAUUGCCGUUGCUAAACCAUUGCCAAUACCAGACAGCAGUAGUCAGGACGAUAGCUCAGAUGAGAAAAAUUUGAGUAAUAAUAUCGAAGAAGAUGACUUCGAAGAUUGUUGUUCAUCGUAUAAUAAUCCAAAAUCACCAGUAAUAAUCAAGGAAUCAAAGAAUGAUGAUGCCGAAAUCAUUGUGAAAGAUCCAAAGAGUACUGAAAGGAAAUCGCCUGACCAUUCGUUGUGUGGCGUACAGAAGAUUGCAGUGGAAAAGGAUUCAUUACCACUGGGCUUAUGUUUGCGUAAACGUUCUUUUAGUGAACAAGUGGGAUUAGAAGUGGAGAGCUUGUAUGGUGCGGCUGAAAGGGACCGUAGACUUAAAGUUGGCGACAUAGUUGUAUCAGUGAACAAUGAAUCGCUCAAGUACGUGUCACCUGCCCAAGUGAAGACCAUCUUGUCUAGAGCUAACUUACUCACGGGACCCAUAUCUGUGAAAUUUAUACCCGCUGAAUUGUUGAAAGAUAGCAUCAAAGUAUCCCGAAGUAAAACUGUACCCAACAUAUCUUUACGAAGUCCUAGAUCACCAUUUGUUGAGUUUCAAGUCAAAGAAGACUGUGAUUCUUUUCAAAAGAAGCACCUCAAGACAAAAUCUUCUAAACGAUUAGGUACAUCGUCAAAGUCCAAGUCAGAAUGUACGUUAUGCACUAAAUGUCAUUCAGUGCAACGCACUAACAGCUGGAAUGAUAUAGUGCCAUUGAACGACGUUAGUUUUGAGAACGUCAUCAACUAUUACAAGGUAUUCAAUACCAGCGAUGAAUAUGUUUGCGCUAAAUUUACUAGCGACCAGUUCAUAAAAAAGUUGGAUGAGAAGUUGCUAGAAGAGUCGGAGAGGUUGUCUGAGCUCACUCAAAGCGUAUCUGCUGGUUCAUUACUAACUUCGCCCGAUGACGACCUUGACGGACAACUUUUAGCAGAAACUGAAACUCUCCAGAGACUUACUCAGAAUCAGGAAACAUAUCCUUCGUCUAGUCAGCCGUUUUUACAAGAUAACUAUAAUUUACUUAGAUUAGGCAGCGAAGAUUUUGGUUGUUUCAAUGGUCCACCCACUCGGAUUUACCGGUUUCCCAGUACUGGUGUAGCGCUGGACAGAAACGACCCAACCACCGCAUUCACCAUGACGGUUACAACUGGCCAACAAUCGCUGUUGGCCAAACACUGGGGUCCUCAGCGCGAGGUGGUAGUUCACAGGGAUUCCAACAAUAGUCUGGGAAUAAGUAUUGUUGGUGGAAAGGUUGACUUUUUCAACAGUGCUGAUACCAAUAAUAAAAGUACUGCCGUUUCAGGGAUUUUUGUAAAAAACGUUCUUCCCCAUAGUGUUGCUAGUCAACUAAAGACGGGCGAUAGAAUUUUGGAAGUUAAUGGGAUCAGUCUAAGGUAUUCUAAUCACGAGCAAGCAGUUGAAGUUAUUCGUUCCGCCAAAAAUCCCGUCGUUUUCCUUGUGCAGUCAUUAGUAUAUUGGUCAGAUAGUGAACAAAAUAUUAACUCAUCUUCAUCGUGUUCAUCUAUUAUGGAUGAAUCUUCCUCAGUCAACCAGACAAUUCCAGUCAAACCCGGUAGCGUUAAAAAUAGAAUAUCAUCUUGGCAACAGAAAAGUAUUGAACAUUUGGAAGAACCCCUUCAAGAAAAUCAGGAAAAAAGAAAAAGUUCUCUAGCUGCUAUCAAAAAAGCUUUAUCGUCAUUUGACAGUUCAAAAUCAAUAGCGUCAAAUAAAAGCGAAGAAAGUGAAGAAGAAGAUAAUAGAGAUAAUGAAGGUCGCAUUAGGAUUCAUUCAGGUCAAGAGAUAAUGAGAUCAAGCGCAGGAAACGUUAAAAGAUCAAAAGCCGAGAUCGAUGCAGACCCGGAGCAAGAAGAUGAAUUUGGUUACACAUUAAAUAAAGCAAAAAAGAAGUACGGAAACCUCUGUGGCCACAGCAGUAGUGGUCAUGGGAAAACAAACGACAGUGUCGACGAAGAAGAUAAUGAUUGUAUCAGUGAGGUUUUGGUUGUUAUGUUAGAACGAUCACCAGGUUCAGGUUUAGGGAUGAGCUUAGCCGGACAUAAAGACCGCACUAAAAUGGCCGUCAUGGUUUGUGGGUUAAAUCCCAAUGGCCCGGCAGCCAAGUCCGGGUGCUUGAGAGUUGGCGAUGAAAUUUUAGAGGUAAAUGGCAUAGUGUUACACGGUAGAUGUCAUUUAAAUGCUUCGGCCAUUAUCAAGGGUAUUCCAGGACCAAUAUAUAAAAUAGUUGUAUUAAGAAAACCAGCUGCGCUAGACGAACUUGCCGUUCGACCAAUCAUUCAAUUUCCUGUGACGCUUGAUGACGAGACGCCCGAAGAAAAAUAUGCAAAUUACAAAGGUCUACGAGUUGUCACAAUGAAAAAGCCCUGUAUCAGUAUUGCAUAUGAAGGCCAACUCACAAAUUCACCCACACAACAGAGUCCUCACGGUUUAGGAAUCAUGAUUUUAGAAGGAAAACAUGCUGAACUAGGAACUGGUAUAUUCAUAUCAGAUAUACAAGAAGGUAGUCCGGCCGAACAGGCCGGUCUUACUGUUGGCGAUCUGAUCUUGUCCGUCAACAAGGACACGUUGUUAGGCAGUACCUAUGACGCAGCGUCUUCUUUGCUAAAGAAAACCGAAGGUGUUGUAACUCUAGUCGUUUGCAAUCCUAACCGAGGCAAGGAUGAUGGUAAAGCCAUUACAGAGAACAAAAUUAAUGAUAAACCAAAACAACCAGAAAAACCAAAAUCAUUAACGCCAAUUUAUUUGGAUCAAUCAGUUGAACCUCCUCCAGAUCCUGCUACUGCAUCCGUAAAACCUGGAGUAGAAUCUAUUAUAGAAAUUAAUAAGGACAAAAUGGGUUUGGGCCUUAGCAUAGUCGGUGGAUCUGAUACGCUACUCGGCGUUGUCAUUAUUCACGAGGUGUACCCUGACGGUGCAGCAGCCAAAGAUGGCCGUCUAAGACCGGGAGAUCAGCUGGUCGAAGUGAACGGAGAAGAUUUUAGGAAUAUAACGCACGUCAAAGCGUUGAGUGUAUUGAGACAAACACCAUCAAAGGUGUCUAUGGUUGUAUUGCGAGAUGAAUCAUGCGUUACAGUUGAAAAUGGUAUCGUAUCGACAGACACGACUAGUAUUAUGGAUAGUUUCGAUGUGGAGCUCAUGAAGAAACCUGGAAAAGGUUUAGGACUUAGCAUAGUAGGAAAAAAAACUGGACCUGGAAUAUUUAUAUCGGAUAUUGUCGCUGGUGGAGCAGCCGGAGUGGAUGGUCGUUUGAUGAAAGGUGAUCAAAUAUUAGCGGUGAAUGGGCAGGACGUCCGAAAGGCUUCUCAAGAAGAAGCUGCUGCUGUUUUAAAAACAAUAACUGGCAAAAUAAUAUUGAAAAUUGGUCGUCUGAAAGCGCGUUCGACGUCGAGUUCAGACAAUGAUACUAUAUCUAUGGAAGAAACACGGACUGUCACUAUGGAUCGAAGACUGGAUGGUUUUGGAUUCAGUAUAGUAGGUGGACAUGGUCAACUUCCUGUAUAUGUCAAAACCGUUUUUUCUGGCGGUGCAGCUAGUGCUAGUGGUCUUUGUAGAGGUGAUCGAAUUUUGACAGUCAACGGCAUAUCAGUAGACGGUAUGUCCCAUGAUGAUGUAGUUUCUAUGCUUAAUGAUGCAACCCCUUCUGUAACGCUUACAUUGCGAUCAUAGAGUGUGGAAUAAUUAAAGAGACAAUUAAAGAGAUGAAGUGUAUAUGUGUAUGAUAUAGUAUUAAAAAUAAUUUAUAAUUCAUGAAUAUAUUUUUCCAAUUAUACAUUUUUUUUUUAAUAGGUCGAUUUACUGACAAAUGUGUAUUAUGAUUAUUUUUUUGUAGUUCUUUUAAAGAACAAGAUUGAUUUGUUAUGUUAAAAGCACUUGGUUGUAUUUAGAUUUCUUUAGAAAAACAUUUGCAUUUUUUGUAUGUAGGCUUUUACUUGCACAACUUAUUAAGAAAAAAACUAUAACUUAUAAAUGUGAUGUAAAUUUGUUAAAUUUUAUACAUUAAUUGUUAACUUUAUUUAGUAUUUUAAAAAUUAUAUUCAUUUUUUGUGAUAAUAGAAUUAAGACUGAACAUAAAACCAAUAAUGUCAAACAACAAGUCAUUUUAUUCUUUUAAUUUGGUCUCAACUUAUUUUUAUGUACCUUAUAAACAGGGUCGCAUUUAUGUAAAACUUGUGUAUUAUUAGUUUUAAAGGCACCUUUUAACUUAACUCAAAUUACACGUGCCAAUUACUGUUUGAAAUUUAUUAUUAAAUAUAAUUAAUGUUGUUGUUUUACAUUUAUUUCAUUAUAGCUCUAAAAGCUUGUAAAAUAGUAGUUUUAAAUAAAUGUUUAGUCAACCAGUCCGUGUAUGUAUAAAUUUAUUGUAAACACUUUAAUUUUUAUUUAAAUUUGUAUUUAUUUGAAAUGUUUCACCGAUUCUUGAAAUAAAUAAACAGAAAUCAUUUUUAAAAAAAUGGUACAUUUUA
This is a messenger RNA of Daktulosphaira vitifoliae (grape phylloxera), 7527 nucleotides long. RefSeq names its product multiple PDZ domain protein-like. The coding region runs from base 341 to 6730 and encodes 2129 amino acids. The record is from RefSeq and is a predicted model, not a curated record. Lineage: Eukaryota; Metazoa; Arthropoda; Insecta; Hemiptera; Phylloxeridae. The transcript has 38 exons. Gene Ontology annotation, molecular function: protein binding.